GCUUGGUCUUUUGCAUCACAGAACCGACAACCUACCUACUUACUUUGCCUCACCAAAAGGCCGUCAGGUAUACAAUCUUCGAUUUGACUCAGUACAACUUACAUACCGGAUACUGUAUUAAAGCGCAACACCAUUGUCCUUUUUUCAUUGCGCGGACAGGGCAUGCCGCGCGGUGGGAAGCGAGGCGGUGGUGGCGCGCGAGCGCCACCACGCAAUGCCCCUCGAAGUCGUGGCAACGACCGAUCUGCCCCAGAUUCCGUACCUGGAAUAGGUUCUGCUGGGUUCACCCUGCAAGAUGAGGCUCGCAGCACCGCCCAUCGCUCCUCACCGUGGAGCAGUGAUUCGAGACUGCGACAUCGGCCCAUUACCUUUGUAAACACUGGGAGUUCAGAACCGCUUAAGCAAUUAGAGGACAUUUUGCAGAAGGAGGAUGCUGCUGUCCAAUCUGGAGGGACGUCCGAUGUUGCCCCCAUUCUUUCGGAGAGCCAUGACACAUUCCUCGACAAGCUCGACAAGCUCGCUUCUGCGUCUGAUGAAAUCUGCAUACCCGAUGAGACGCUAGUCGACGUUGCCGGUGACUUGGCGAUAUUGCCUGGUCAAGAUUGGUGUUUGAACGCCAAUUUCAAGAGUAUCAAUGAAGAAGACAACACCAAUAGUGUCGAGGCAGAGGUGCCGACGCCACUGCCAUUCUUUCUCGAUACCACAGGAGACAAGCGAUUGCUCGAGAAAGUUCCGACUCAAACCGCCGAACGUUCGCCGUCACCUGUUCCGUCUGACUCGAGUGAGGAGAUCAUCCUUUUCAGAGGUCGUAACAAGGCCCCAAGAGACAAAAGGAGACAGAAACAGCGAAAACAGAAGCAGAAGCUCAAGCAGAGACCUUUCAACCUGGGUGGGAUUCGGACAGAAAUCCAAGCAGUGGAAAACACGGUUAGGUCCAAGGAAAAUGACAAUGUCAGAGGUUCGGAGGAAGACAAGCUGAACUCGACGCGGCAGUUGCAUCAAGGCGUGAGGGCCUCCAGAAACCAAGAGGACGACUUGAUUGCCGACUACAUCGCCAAUAUGCGUGAACAUGGCGAUGUUGAUGGGUUAAUACCUGCACAGGCCUAUUCCCGCCGGGACAUCGGAGGUUCCCUCAGCGAGUCUGAAAGCAUCGAAGAGUCGUUUCAGACCAUCACCGGUCUCGACCAGGCUAAUAUGGUAUCAAGUGACGUCAGCGAACCUGAUAACACGGUAGCGGAAGUAGAUACCACGACCCAGCCGAGCGACGCGGAGAUUACUCAGAAGACCCGGAAGCAUACCGAUAUGUGCAGCUCAACACAAGUUGAUGAUGGGCUCUUAUCCCCGCAAUCGGAGCCAAGCGACCAGGACAUUGGGGAUGGCUUGUUUGCUUCAGCGGCAGACAGAUUCGCGAAUGAGGUUGACGACUUUGACUUCAUGGAUUGGAAUCGUCCAGCGUUGAAGCGAAAGAAAGGCAAAGGGGCUAAAGGCAAGGUUCCCGUAUUCGAUAUUUCCGAUUCGGAGCUUGAGGGUAAGAUGCAGGCGGCGUGGAAGAACGACCGCUUGAAGAAAGCAGAGAGAAAGAAAGAACGCCAAGCUUUGCGCGCUCAAGGUCUCUUGGGUAAACACGCAAACCCGGAAGACUUGCGGACCAAAUACCCACACGGCAUGGGACUGGAUCAGAUUGCCGACGAGCUGAGGACGUUCCUCUUGGGCACACAGCCUAGUCUGACGCUGCCACCUAUGGACAACCAUGCCCGCAAAGUCAUACAUGAGCUCGCCAGCAAGUUCAAUAUCAAAUCUAAAUCAACUGGAUCGGGUGAUCAACGUCGACCUAUGCUUCAUCGCACUUUCAGAACCGCCAAGUUCGCCGACGAGACGUUUGACAUGGCCAUCACUAGGGUUGGGCGUAAGUACUUCCCUCGCAAUGACAUCGCGGUGCGGGCUGCCGUUCAGCGGCAGUCAGCUCGUCGUGGGGGCGGUGGGCAUGCAGGUGUCCUUUACCGAGACGGAGAGGUUGUCGGCGGAUCUGCGCCGGAAUUGGGCCAAGAGAACAAAGGCCGCGCGAUGCUCGAAAAAAUGGGUUGGAGCAGUGGAACUGCGCUCGGUGCGCUCAACAACAAAGGCAUUCUGCAGCCCGUCGCCCAUGUCGUUAAACGUAGCAAGGCCGGACUUGGAUAACGGGGCUGUGUUAUCCGCAUUGGAGUUUAGGUAGCCGCCCGUCCGAAUAAUGGAUGCGCCGCAUUAGCAAGCUGCGUGUAUCUAGUCGCCCAAUCACUCGGUUGCUGCAGAUCAAAUGAUCGGUGGGCGUGGAGAC
Colletotrichum destructivum is the source of this 2314-nucleotide messenger RNA. Its product is annotated as Putative G-patch domain, R3H domain, R3H domain superfamily protein. Bases 163 to 2178 code for a protein of 671 amino acids. Gene Ontology annotation, cellular component: nucleus. Gene Ontology annotation, molecular function: nucleic acid binding. The record is from RefSeq and is a predicted model, not a curated record. NCBI's taxonomy places the organism in Eukaryota, Fungi, Ascomycota, Sordariomycetes, Glomerellales, Glomerellaceae. The transcript has 3 exons.